Messenger RNA from Mya arenaria, 1852 nucleotides. RefSeq lists its product as uncharacterized. NCBI's taxonomy places the organism in Eukaryota, Metazoa, Mollusca, Bivalvia, Myida, Myidae. The coding region runs from base 103 to 1509 and encodes 468 amino acids. The transcript has 2 exons. Gene Ontology annotation, biological process: mannosyl-inositol phosphorylceramide biosynthetic process. The record is from RefSeq and is a predicted model, not a curated record. Gene Ontology annotation, molecular function: mannosyltransferase activity.
ACUGGUUUGAAUGUUGAUCAAUAUAUAUAUAUAUAUAUUGAGAUAUUGGAUAGUUCUUGUCACUAUUUUUUAUUAAUAAAUUUGACACCUAGCUAUAUAUAUAUGGAGGCGAAGACGUUUGUGACAAUAAUGGCUUCUUUUGUGAUUGGUGUGAUUUUUGGUUUAUGCGGUAAAUUCUCCAUAGAUAUGAAGUUCAAUCCUCCUCCAACCAGCGAAACGCUUCUCGGAAAUCCCGGAGUUGUACGAACAUAUGUUCCAGUGACAUCGUCCUCUCCAAAGAAGGGGUCAGGCAACAAAGCAAGUUCUUUUUUACAUCGAUCUGAUAGCAAUGUUGGCGGCAAGACGGACGGUAUUAACGGUAAGAGGAAACCAGAAAAUAACACAACUAAAAUUAAAGAAACCUUAGACCAAGAGUCAAUGCUGAACGAACCCAAUAGAAAUCCAACGUAUGUGCUCCGAAAUAGCGCUUUGUGGCACCAAACAAACGUUAUGAUUGAUGAACUACCGCUUGAAGUGGGAUUUCAGCCUGAAAUGGAUGAAGAAUUUCCAACGAUUCCAAACGGUAAACCGCGGAUACCUCACAAUGUUCACCAAAUGUGGAUAAAACAGAAUAACACCAGUUACGGGGAAAAUACUUCAGACUUAUCGGUACCUGACACUUACGUGGAUAAUAUGCAGUCUUUUAUGAAGCACAAUCCACACUGGAAAUACUAUUUUUGGACGCACAGCACUGCUCGUCAGCUCAUAGCUGAUAAACAUCCCUACUUACUCGCGUUCUUUGACAAUGCAACCGAGGCUGUUGUUAAGGCAGAUCUGACACGUUAUGUUGCCAUAUACGAGAUUGGGGGACUUUAUGUUGAUUUGGACACAGCUUGUCUUAGACCACUGGAUAUUGUCACAAAGAAGUACUCUUGCAUGUUGGUGCUAGCCCCUUUUGAAAAUGCUGCCUGUAUGUCGAAUCGACCAUAUCAGAUUUGCAAUGGAGAGUUUUUCUGUAAGCCUAAACAUCCUUUCUUCAAACAAAUUCUACAAGAAAUUGGAAGAAAAAAGUUAAACGCCAAAAAUCAACUUAUUAUUGGCCCAGGUUUCAUCACAGGUCAAUAUCGCAUCUACCAAAAUAUUAGCGAUAAAGAACAAUAUAGAGUAGAUAUUCAUCAAAAUACCACAACACCAUUUAUGUACAAAGGUGCACUGCCAGACACGGACGAGGCUGGAAUAUAUAUUCCGAACACAAGAUACUUUCUUGAUCAGCCGCACCCAAUUUUGAAAGUCGGUGUAAGAAAACGGUGCAGCAAUGUGACUGCUCAUAACACUCUUGUGAAGAGAAUGUGUGCAAUUGUUGAAACACGAGGCUUUGUCAGAGAGCCGGGGCCCUUUACAUUUCUUACUCACGCUUAUUCCUAUUCGUUCAGUAAAGUUAACCAAAAAAAGAAUAAAACAUACAUUCUUGUCCGUGAUAUCAUUCCAAGUUUUAUUACCUAUAAAAUAAAGAGAGACGUAUUAGGAUAGCUUGUUAAAGCUGCAUUCUCACAGACUGAACGUUAUGACAACUUUUGUAUUUGUUGUCUUUGAACGAGCCAAUUUUUGUGGGAUUCCAUGGAAACCAGUUAUAUAAGAUUGCUGCCAAAAAUUAGAUCGCAGAUUUUUUAUUGAAGUUAAAAAAUGAUGUUUUAUGCAUUUUCCUAACGGUUUAAGCCAUAAAACAUUAAAUUUGGAACGGAAAUAUGAAAAUCUACGGUCUGAUUUUUUGUCAGCAAACUGAUAUCAUUGGUUUGCAGAUAUUUAUGGAAAAAUUUGCUAUUUCCAAGACAAAAAUAAAAAAAAAUAUUGUAAAAAUGAUAUAUCUGUGAGA